GGCGCUCGCUUGCGUGGGUUGGUGGGGGAUGGGCACCGUACCGUAUGAUGCGGUGGAUAUACGCCUUGCAUUAUACGAUAUCGCUAGCCAGCCAGCCAGUGACUACGAGUACGGUAGUGGUCAUGAUGGUUUGUGGAGUGGUGAUGGUGCUUUUCUUAUCCAACCCGGGCUAUCGAGAAAUAGGUUACCAUGGUGGUGGUGGUGGUGAUGGUGGUGGUGGUUGUGAUAUAUUUGGCUCAGGAUCGUCAUUUCCCCACUCCCCAGUUUCUUUUCACCUUCUUCCCUUCAAUCUGCUAAUCUUAUCCGAUCUUGAAACACCAAAGAACGGGGUAUGCAUACGCCCUGUUCUCGAUCCGAAGCUAUCGUAUGCUAUCGUGUCGUAUCCCAGGGAACUGUACCAUAUCGGUGAUAUCAUCAUCAUCGCACUCUGCCGCCACGACGACAACGAUGGUAUUUUUGCAAACCCUCCCCCUCCCCCCACUACCGAGAAUAACAUGAUCGCUAGGGCUCGGGACCCCGGAAAUUGGUGACCCACCGAGAUCCCAAGCGCAUAUAUAUGUCGUGAAGUGGAAUAUUUUUAUGCCGGCGCUUAUCGCAGUAUUGUACGGUGCGGAACAGUACUUUAAGUAUCAUCAUAUCCAGCCUCACCCAUUCCCUCGUUCUCGCUCCGCCUCGUACUCUUGACGCUAUCGAUAGGCACUAAAAGCCCUUGGCCACAUUGUGCACUUCUUGGGACGAACCCAUCCCAUCCAUCCUCGCGAAUUCUCCGUGGAGCGCCAUACGGCAUGGCACGAUACGAUGCUGUCUCGACGCGCGGGGCGUUGCCGUCGUCGUUACACGGAGCACAGGACGGUACGAUGCUUCACAACCUAAAUAGCACAGCGAGACCCGCGACGAGAGUGUGAAGGGAAGGAAGGAACGGCCGGACGAAGGAAUAGAAGUACCGUAAUUGAAGAGAGAUAGGAAGGUAGGUGGGUAGGUGUGUGUGUGUGUGUGUAGCGCGUACCGUACUGUACUAGUACCGUACAGUACUAUGCAUGCAUGUAUGUGAGUGAUACUAUAUAUGCACCCAUGUCAUUAUUCACAAUAGCCCCGAAUUAAUUUUGUUUCUUUCU
This is a messenger RNA of Tuber aestivum (summer truffle), 1115 nucleotides long. The record is from the annotation of a GenBank genome assembly. NCBI's taxonomy places the organism in Eukaryota, Fungi, Ascomycota, Pezizomycetes, Pezizales, Tuberaceae.